AUGUUAGCUGAUAAAUCUGCAGUAAAAAUUCAAAGUGCUUAUCGUAAUCAUCAGGCUCGACUUAGAUUAAAAAAACGAGCAGCAUGGCAAAUACAUGAAAAACUUGAAUAUUCUAGUGAACAAACUGAAGCAAAACUAAAGGAUAUAUUUGAAAAAUUACUCAGAGCAUCUGAUUCACUUGCUCCAUCUGUUUCAAAAUUACUUCAGAAAGCUCGAUUACCUGUGGAAGAAAAAGAACUUUUAAGAUUAACAGAUCCUGAUAGUAUUUCUGUUGAAGCUAGUUAUUAUGGACCACGCAUCGAAGGUCCAAUUACAAGACAGACAUUUGUAGAUUUAAUUGAAGCUUUUCAAUAUGGAGAAAUUUUACAUGAAAAAUAUGUCUGUCAAAUUCUUCAUCAAGCACGUGCUAUACUUAAAACUUUACCAAAUUAUAAUCGUAUUGGUUUAUCUCAUUUACAUCAUAUAUACAUUAUUGGUGAUCUUCAUGGACAAUUAGCUGAUUUAUUACAUAUAUUUAAUGAGAGACAGAAAACACCAUUACUUGAUCUAUUUAAAGAUGUAUUUAGUUGGUUACCAAUAUAUUCUUCUGUUCAUGCAAAAAAAUCUAAACUUAUGAUAGUACAUGGAGGAAUAUCUAGUCGUGUUGAUCUACAAAAAAUAACGUCUCUUACAAGAAAUCGAUAAGUACCACCAAAAUCUAAAAAUGGUGGUCAACGAUUGACUCCUGAUGAAGAUAAUGAAUAUCGUCAAAUGCAAGAUUUAUUGUGGAGUGAUCCAGAUCCUCAUAAUCGUCAAGGUUGUCGAAACAAUGAUGACAGAAAUAUAGGCUGUUUUUUUGGUCCAGAUAUAACAGAACAAUUUCUUAAUGAAUAUAACUAUUCAAUGCUUAUACGUUCACAUCAAGUCAAAGAAAGAGGCUAUGAAUUUACACAUGAUCACAAAGUUUUAACUGUUUUUAGUGCAUCAAAUUAUUGUGGUGAAUCAAAUUGGGGUGCAGUUAUACGAUGGGAUUAUAACGAACAAGAACCAUUAUUAAUUCAAUAUAAAAUUGAACAUGUUGAAAUGAAAAAAUUAAGUUUUAAUAAAGAAGUAACAUUAUUCGAAGAUCCAGCUUAUCAAUCAUUAGUGGAAAAAAUUAUGACAAAUAAAAGUUUACUUCAAAAAGAAUUUGAAAGAGCAGAUAGAUAUCAAACUAAUCAUUUAUCUUUGACAGUUUGGUCUAAGAUUAUGACGAAUGUACUUCAUAUUGAUUUACCUUGGCUUAUAUUACGUUCAAAACUUGUACGAGAAGAUACACAAGGAAUUCUUUAUAAUACAAUGUUUGAUGGAUAUAUUUUAGAUAAUACAAGAUUUCAAAUGUCUAAUCCUGGUAUUAUGGAAGAUUUAUAUAUGUGGAAAGACACGCUUAUACAAUUAUUUAAUUUAAUAGAUUAUGAUCAUUCAGGUUUUAUAAGUCAUAAUGAAUUUGCUGAUGUUGUUAAACUUAUACUUUAUGAUGAAUAUGGUAUCGGUGAUAUAAAUGAAGCAUAUAUUGAAGAGCUUAUUUCUGCUAUGGAUUUAGAUAAAAAUGGAAGAAUUGAUAUUAAUGAAUUUCUUGGUAAGAUUUGA
Rotaria sp. Silwood1 is the source of this 1608-nucleotide messenger RNA. NCBI's taxonomy places the organism in Eukaryota, Metazoa, Rotifera, Eurotatoria, Philodinida, Philodinidae. The record is from the annotation of a GenBank genome assembly.